UCACUUUGCUACAAUUACUAGGUUUUGCACCCAUAAACAAAUAUAUAAUGCAACUUACUCUAAUUUAGAUUUUGCGUAAUAAAUUUUUGAUGUCAAUAGACUGGCCUCGCGUGCCCAUCCAAGCAAAUAACUUAUUACACAACAUGUCCGGAACUGUGGGCCGCAGAUGUUUCUGAUUAGUCGCAAGGGCGGCACUCUGUUGGCCAUCAAUAACUUCCUCUAUCGCUCCAAUCUCAAGUUCUUUGGCAAGAGCAAUAACAUUCUGUACUGGGAAUGCGUCCAAAAUCGUUCAGUGAAAUGCCGCAGCCGCUUGAAGACCGUCGGCGAUGAUCUCUAUGUAACAAACGAUGUGCACAAUCACAUGGGGGACAAUGUGCGCAUCGAGGCGGCCAAGGUGUCUGGCAUGCUGAUACACAGAAAACUGAGUUCCCUCACAUCUGCUGACCGCAUACAGGGCUCGUGGAAGCUUGAAGACGAUCCUACCGCCACACCCGACCAGUAACCAUGUCCAUGUCCGUUUUUAGACACAUUCCCUGAUUGUCAAACUAGAAUUUAAGUUAAUGUUUCCGCAAAAGCCGAGCCUAUUUAGGAUCGAUAAGUAAGUACCUUUAUGUAUCUGGGAUCGAACUGUCAGCGUUUUGUGAUGAGUUUCACAGUCCCUCCCCUAUCCAUACAGUCACGGGCGAUGUGUGCAUAUUAAUUCCAGUCUAAAAUAUGAUCUCUGGAAAAUAAAGAAACCCCCCCGGUUUCAAACGAGAGUGGGGCUAGCAAUAUGGAA
Molecule: messenger RNA, 778 nt
Organism: Drosophila guanche
Lineage: Eukaryota; Metazoa; Arthropoda; Insecta; Diptera; Drosophilidae
Exons: 3
Coding region: 167-502 (111 amino acids)
Source: RefSeq, a predicted model, not a curated record